AUGGAGUAUUAUAAAUUAACUACUAAAUUAUCCAUAGGAUUUAGAUUACCAGAAACUGUAGUGUCUACAAGGGUUAAGGAUGGAAACACACAAACAUACUACCUGAGGUAUGAGGAUGAAGAACUAGGCGGACAUAACCCAAAGGUCUGGAGAAAGAAACCGUAUGAUGAAAGAGGAAGAUCCUUACAAGAUUUGUUAGAUGAUAGGAAUCUAGGCAGGAAUAAUGUCUUUCCCAUAGAUCUUGAUCAGCCUGAGAAGAAUCUGGAAAUUGACUCUGAUAUUGCAAAAAAUGUAUAUGUGGAACUUGUUCAGAGUGGUAAGGAAAUCGCUGGAAGUGAAUAUACUGUUACUGAAUACAAGCUUAAUGGUGAUGGAACUACCAGAUUUUCGAGGGUUAUGCUUGAUAAAGAUAGGGUAAAGGGUAUGGUUAUUCCGAAUGAUGCAAUUGCUAAUGUCCGACUAUACUCGUCGCCAAUUAACAACAGUAAAGUACCCAUUAUGCUUGAAUUUGUUGGUAAUACUGGAGGAGACUCUAAAUGGUUCCAUAAUCAGAACAAAGGUACAGGUACUCAAUGGGGAGAAGAUGCUGGGUCCAGUGAAUUUUAUCUCAAAGGCUCUAAAGAUAAUUCCAUAUCCACCCUCACAGAGAAGUUUACUAAGAAGUUAGACGGGCUAGUUUGUGAAUACCAUAAUGGUGUAACCAUUGAUUUAUCACAUAGUAUAUCUACAUCAGGGGGAAGCUACUGUUGUGAUCAACAUAAAGGUAAGGGUGGUAUGGUAACUGUAGAGGCAAUAGAAAUUAAAAAUGAAUCCAGCUCAAGUCAUACCACAGUGUAUAAGCAUUCCGUUAAAGCAGGACAGAGUGUAGCUGGUAUUAAAUUUUAUCAAGAUGAUAACACCUCUAAUAGAAGGAAAGUAUCUGCUAGAUCAUUUAAAUUUCCAAUGGAGGGUCCAGUGGACAUUUAUACCUUUUAUUCCAGCAAUAACCCGGCGCUCAUAUAUAUACAUGGUACCGGGGAUAAAUCUGUCAAGGGUUGGUUUGGGAGAGAUGGUUUUGGUGAUAACAGGCCGUGGAAAAAAACGUCUCACAGUCUCAGGAGAAUUAAGAAGACUGACAUAGAUCAGAACGAACUCACCUGUACUAAGUGGACUGCGCUUAGAGAUAUACUGAAGGAACGUGAUGUCACUAAUUUAUCAAUCUGUAAUCGGCCUACAGAUCUACAACGUUCUGAAGAAAGUCCUUCUGGAGGAAUAGGACAAGAACAAGCUGAUGAUGAAGAUGAACAAUCUGAUCCUGAAGAAUCACCUCAAGGACUAGGUGUUGAUAGUCCUCCUGGACCUAAAGGGCCUAAUCGUAAUGAAGGAGAUGCUGGAGGCGCUGCUCUUCGUGGUACUGAUGGUGCUCAAGUUGGUACUUCUCCUGAACCUACUACUCCUGGUCCUGGAUCUCCUGCUUCUAUUCCUACUUCUCAACCAGCUGCUCCUCCCUCUGCUGCUAAAGCUGCUAAAGUUACUACUGGAGAAUCUGUACCUACUGUACCUGAUGGUGAAGCUGCUUCUUCCUCUGCUCCUGAAACUACUCCUUCCGACGGUGGUGGAGCUAAUGCUCAACCUCUUGGUCUUGAGCGAACUACUAUCCAUCCAGCCAGAGGGACCAAUUUGGACUUUACGUUAUCCAGUUCUCAGCCAACCAAUACCCAAAUUAUUCUGUGGUAA
This is a messenger RNA of Theileria equi strain WA, 1716 nucleotides long. RefSeq lists its product as hypothetical. Bases 1 to 1716 code for a protein of 571 amino acids. The record is from RefSeq and is a predicted model, not a curated record. NCBI's taxonomy places the organism in Eukaryota, Apicomplexa, Aconoidasida, Piroplasmida, Theileriidae. The transcript has 3 exons.